Messenger RNA from Aureobasidium namibiae CBS 147.97, 1302 nucleotides. RefSeq lists its product as uncharacterized. The record is from RefSeq and is a predicted model, not a curated record. Gene Ontology annotation, molecular function: GTPase activator activity. NCBI's taxonomy places the organism in Eukaryota, Fungi, Ascomycota, Dothideomycetes, Dothideales, Saccotheciaceae. The coding region runs from base 1 to 1302 and encodes 433 amino acids. Gene Ontology annotation, cellular component: endoplasmic reticulum membrane. Gene Ontology annotation, biological process: endoplasmic reticulum to Golgi vesicle-mediated transport; positive regulation of GTPase activity. The transcript is spliced from 4 exons.
AUGGACGACAAACCUCAGAAUUUCGAUGGAGAAAUUGAACAUGCUGCGUCAGACCGCAAUGAUACAAGCUCUGGCCGACCGUUCUCCAAUUCAUGGCGAGACGAGCCUCUGACACCCGCCGAGUUAACCAAAGUCACGAAGAUUCUCCGAGCAUGUGAGAACAAAGAUAGACAGCAGCUAGUCGCACUUGCCACGACCUCGGGCGGUCUCAUUGAGGAUCGUGUUAGACGUAUCGCCUGGCCCAUACUGUUGGGCGAGUCUCCUACAGAUGCCGAUCAUACAGUCGGCUGGCAACAAUUGCCUGUACAACGAGAUGAGGAGCAAGUCAAACUCGAUGUUCACCGCGCUUUCGUCUAUUAUCCUCUUAACGAAUCAGAGAAGCAAAUCGAAGGUCGAAAACAGGAACUCUCGGACCUCAUCACUGGGCUACUGCGUCGGCAUUCGUGCCUACACUACUUUCAGGGCUUCCAUGACAUUGCUCAAGUACUGUUGCUUGUGUUAGGCGCCGACGAGGCUGCACCUCUAUUGGCCCGUUUGUCUCUCUUGCGAAUCCGAGACUACAUGCUCCCUACGUUCUCUGCCAGUGAAUCACACGUGCAGCUACUGCCGGCAAUAGUCUACGCUACGGAUCCAAAACUCUGCCAGCAUCUGGCUGGAUUGCGGCCGUACUUUGCCAUUGCUGCAACACUAACUCUGUAUGCACACGACAUCGAAGAAUAUGGCGGUAUCUCUCGCUUGUUCGACUUUCUCCUGGCGCAUGAAGCUGUGAUAUCAGUGUACAUGUAUGCAACAAUCAUCAUGACUCGAAAAGACGAGCUUUUGGAGUACGACUCCGAUGAUUCGGAUAUGAUGUACGCAAUCUUGUCUAAACUCCCAAAGCCACUGGAUAUCGAAUCCCUCAUCACAAGGACGGCUUCGCUCUUUGAACAGCACCCACCAGAGACACUACCAUUCAGUGCAUGGCGCAAAGUGUCACAGUACAGCGUACUAAAGACCACACGUGAUUCGGAUGAACUUGCAAGGCAGACUCUUGAGGAAGGCGAGCUUCUUCACGCGAAACAUGCAGCACAGAUCAAGCGUCAGGAAACACUCCAGAAAAUGACUGCUCACUCGCGUUAUUUGGCCCACAAAUACCGAAGGCCUGCUGGAGCAUUCACGCUCGCGAUUGUCAUCGGUGUUAUGUCACUGUGGUUGGGCAGAAAUGGAAAUGGCAGCUCUAUCUUGUCGCCGGCCGUGUUGACUGACGCUAAGGACAAGCUACUGUGGGUCAUCAACUCGGCUUGGACAGGUCUCCGGCUGUGA